UGUCAGCAGCGUCUCUAUUUGUCAUUGAGGGCCAUUUUUCGGUAUUUUGAUAUUUGGGGCAUUUUCACCCCAAAUUUGGUUAUUUGGCACGUUUUCAGGUCUGCGAUACAAGUCUUGGUCACCCAUCUCAUCUUCUCCUCUACCUACCUCUGUUUGCUACCAACUCCAGUUAUUCACCCAAGCUUAUUGAACUGGAUCAAUCUUGCACACACACGCCAAAUACUGAGCUACUCUCUCUUGAAAAGAAUUCUGGGGAUGGCGAAAACAGAUGAAGAUACAAGCACAGAAACACAUUGUGUCGAUUUAAAAUCAAGUGGUGUUGUUUCGCCAGCAAAUUCAUAUGGAGCUGUUGUUCUUGGUGGCACCUUUGAUCGCUUACACGACGGUCACCGCCUCUUUCUCAAGUCGGCAGCCCGUCUGGCAAGGGAUCGCAUCGUUGUUGGAGUUUGUGAUGGCCCUAUGUUGACCAAUAAACAGUAUUCUAAUCUAAUUGAGCCUAUUGGCAAACGUAUGCAAAAUGUGAAAGAUUUCAUUAAGUCUGUCAAGCCAGAGCUCGUAGUUCAAGUUGAACCUAUAACAGAUCCAUACGGCCCUUCAAUUGUUGACGAGAAUUUGGAUGCAAUUGUUGUUAGCAAAGAGACAUUACCUGGUGGGUUAUCAGUUAAUAAAAAGAGAGUUGAGAGGAAUCUCUUAGAAUUGAAGGUUGAAGUUGUAGAUCUAAUUUCUGAUAAAUUUGGUGGAGACAAGUUAAGUUCUACUACACUGAGGAGGCUUGAUGCUGAGAAAGCUAAGAAACCUCCACAAGAAUAACGGAGAUAUCAAAUAUGUUCGAACAGCAUACUUGAAGCUCAAUUGGGGAACUCAUGUUUAUUCUCCCCUAAAGUUACUGUUUUACACGUUUUGAGAAAUUGAAAUUUUAGCAUUUCUACCACGUACAUCUUUCAAAGCUGUUAUGUAAUAGUUUGAACAAUUAUCUUAAAUGCACAUGUCAAGUUUAUAUUACCAAUAUUCUGUAUCUUGACACUGAUGACACUAUAUCAUAGUAAUUCAUUUUUUUUUUCUUUUUGCA
Molecule: messenger RNA, 1069 nt
Organism: Daucus carota subsp. sativus
Lineage: Eukaryota; Viridiplantae; Streptophyta; Magnoliopsida; Apiales; Apiaceae
Product: phosphopantetheine adenylyltransferase
Exons: 7
Coding region: 256-810 (184 amino acids)
Biological process (GO): coenzyme A biosynthetic process
Molecular function (GO): pantetheine-phosphate adenylyltransferase activity; dephospho-CoA kinase activity
Source: RefSeq, a predicted model, not a curated record